Molecule: messenger RNA, 1052 nt
Organism: Cuscuta campestris
Lineage: Eukaryota; Viridiplantae; Streptophyta; Magnoliopsida; Solanales; Convolvulaceae
Source: the annotation of a GenBank genome assembly
AUUACCGGAGAAAAACCCCGGAAGCAGCGAGCAAGCCGGACUGGGACGACCCAAAAUCGCCGCCAGCGCCAAUGACGGCCGAAAAAUCACACCCAUCUGAGACCUCUAAACAUUCGUUCGAUCAACGAACUGAAUCUCCACAACGGCCUUCAAAAGUCGCAAAGCUCAACGGCGACAGCGACGUCGAAGAGGAAGAUCGGAGUGCCUUUAGUUUGAGCGAGAAGCGAAUGAUUCCGAACCCUAGAACUCAAAGGUACUUGAUUGCGAUUGAGUACAUCGGAACUCGCUUCGCCGGCGCUCAGCAGCAAUCCAAUUGCCGAACUGUCGUCGGUGCUCUGGAGGCAGCUUUUAAAAAUUUUAUUGGACAGCCCGUAUCAAUAUUUUGUUCAAGUCGAACUGAUGCAGGAGUACAUGCGUUAUCAAAUGUUUGUCAUGUAGAUGUGGAAAGGAUAAGCAAGCGGAAACCUGGUGAAGUGUUACCGCCCCAUGAACCUGAAGUGGUUAAAAGAGCUGUGAACCAUUUUUUACAGUGUUGCAGCUGAUUUUCAUGCCAGAUAUAAAGCUAAGGAACGAACGUAUGUAUCAAAAUAGAUGAUAUUCAGGUAUGAUGCUAUGUUGGUCCCAUAAAUUAAGAGGGUGGAAAAUAAGUCCCUUUGUGUUAUACCCGAGACCCGGGGUAUAAUCAAGUUGCUAUUUGAAGAUGGAAUUAUGGAAUGGUGAAGAGGAAAUGAGGGGGACGAAAUAUGGGGGUGGAACAAAGAGUUGUUUUUUUGGGUUUUUGAUGAAAGAAAAGAAUAAGUUCAAGAAGAAGAAAUGGUGAAAAAUGAAAUUGGCAGAGGUAAAGUGAAGGGAUAAACCAAGUUGGUGUUAAGAGAUAUAACACACUCUUAUCUUAACUUGGGGUUUGAAUCUAGAAUUCAAUCAAGAUAUGACACACUUAAUUAAAUAUCUAGAACCUAAAACUCACACUUAAGAUAACCACUCUUAAGAUAUAGAUUUAGGAAUUUAAAUAGCAAACACAACAAGUGUAUUACUAAAUGGAAAAUGGAAUU